GGACAGAAGUGUACCGGAGUCGGUCCACUGAGGAUGUACCCUGUAGCUGGUGGGACAGAAGUGUACCGGAGUCGGUUAGGUUCACCUUACCAAACCCGGGAAAGACGCCUAAAUAAGGUGCAAGUUUACGUAGCCCUUAACAACCCCAACAACAACAACAACAAUGGCAGUUGUUUCAGUUGGCAAAAUGAGUCGCUUUUCUUUACACUUCUCUGUAAUUCUUUGACUGUGGUGUUCUGUGUCUUCGUCGUCGUCAUGUCAGCUGCAAUGACCCACAAAAGAAGUGACAGUUUCAUUGACGACCUUGACAUAAAUCCCAGAAUAAUAGCGAGUGCUAAGAGAGCUGGUUACGUGUCGGUUUUAAAUAUUCUCCGAGCGUCACACAGCGAGCUGCAGCGCAAACUUGGACUAGCAACGGUGGACGUUGAACAGCUGACUUCUGCAGUAGCUGCCUAUGCUGUUCCUAAACAGCUAACAGCUUGGGAAAUGUGUAACUCAAACAAUGGAAUGUUGCCCCACAUCACCACUGGCUGCUGUCAACUUGAUGACUUCCUGGGUGGUGGAGUGCCUGUUCGGGGGAUCACGGAAGUAGCAGGCGAGAGUGGGAGUGGGAAGACCCAGUUUGCACUGCAACUGGCACUGCAUGUCCAGCUCCCUCCCUGCAGUGGAGGACUUGGUAAAGGUGUGGCAUACAUUUGCACUGAGUCACAAUUCCCAGCAGCUCGUCUUCAACAACUGGUGAAAUACAUACAAACAAGUCAUCCUGAGGGACCCAAAUCUUACACCAAUAACAUUUUCAUUCAUCAUGUUCCAGAUAUGGAAAGUCUGGUAGAUUGUGUGCGAUACCAGCUUCCUCAUCUCGUUCCUUCUCGCCAAGUGGGACUGGUGGUGAUAGAUUCUGUUGCCGCUGCCUUCCGAGCCGAAGACGGAACAGAGGUAAACAAAACUCUGCCUCUCCAAACCCUGGGCUACAGAUUACACCAACUUGCAUCUUCACAUAAUGUUGCUGUUCUAGCAAUUAAUCAGGUAACAGCUGUCAUGGGAAAGCAGAGUGUUUAUGGUCUUACUGGAAGUGUAACUCCUGCACUGGGCUUGGCCUGGGCCAACUUAGUAACAACGCGGCUCUUGUUUACUCGGACUAACUAUUUUGUUAAAGCCAUUAAAGCAUUGCCUGUUAUUGGCAGCAAAAAUAAAAACCCAAGCUGGAACUUGAGCAGUGCUGAAAUGUGUAAAGAAUUUGACCUUGAUAGUGCCAAAAGAGCUAUUGAAUACAAUGUUAGAAUACUGGAAGUGAUAUUCUGUCCGUGGUUAGAGAAAAAAUCGUGUUCGUUUGUUGUUACUGAGAGAGGACUUGAGAAUGCAACUGUGAGUCCUGAGGAUUUAUGCUCAUCUUCAGUCUAGGACAUAACAUACUAAAACCUUAAUAUUAUUUUUUUACUCUCUGGGUAUGUAGUUAGUCACUAUUUUUUCAAAAAACUGCUCUGUACUUUAAUGAAAAUAAUUGCUUUUCAUAUUACCCUUCGAAAGGGAUUUAUCUGCUCGGGUAAGGAGGACCUAAUAAGAACCCUGCCAGUAUAUUCAUAGACUAAGAAUACAUUGUUUUAAUAUGCUUGCACUGAGGUCUUGACCACCCAACAAAAUAAAAACUGGAGUUAGUAAUGUAGGUAGAAUUACCGACAAUGUUAGGUAAAAGGACACGUGCAAUGGCGGGUCCGGGUUCGAUUCCCAGCAUUGGGUGUGUUUCUCUAUACCAGUUGUCUAUGUUCCCCAUCAGCUAAAUGGGUACCUGGGUGUUAGUUGACUGGUGUGGGGCACAUCCUGGGACAAAACUGACCUAAUUUGCCCGACAUGCUCUGCAUAACAAACAGCAUUCUAUAUAGUAGUAUGCUAUUGAUGUCAGCUAGGCCUGUAUACUGUGUACAUGUAGUACUUGUAGUAAAUAAAGCUAUUACUGUAUUAUUAUUAUUAUUAUUACAUGUAUUAUUAUUAUUAUUGUGACAACGUUUUACUUGACAAAGCUCUUUUAGAGCAAAACGUUGCCACAAUAAAAUGUUACAAUAGUUGCACUUAUGUCAUUUUACUAAAAGUAACUGGAGUCUUAUUUCCAUUGUGGUCCUUCAGUCUUUUCCCCCAGGAUGCCACCCACGCCAGUUGACUAACACCUAGGUACCUACAUACUGCUAGGCGAACAAGGACAGCAGGUGUAUGGAAACGCCCACCGUUUCCACACAUACUGGGGAUUGAACCCUGGACACAGUGUGAGGUGAGAGCAUUGCCAACCAAGCCAUGGGGCACCUGUUGUGUAUAGUAAUGUUGUAUAAUGUUAUAACAUAUCUUCACUGCAUCAGCAUUUCUUCUUAUUAU
This is a messenger RNA of Cherax quadricarinatus, 2364 nucleotides long. Its product is annotated as DNA repair protein XRCC3-like. The record is from RefSeq and is a predicted model, not a curated record. Gene Ontology annotation, molecular function: four-way junction DNA binding; ATP binding; ATP-dependent DNA damage sensor activity. Gene Ontology annotation, cellular component: replication fork; Rad51C-XRCC3 complex. Gene Ontology annotation, biological process: telomere maintenance via recombination; resolution of mitotic recombination intermediates; double-strand break repair via synthesis-dependent strand annealing. NCBI's taxonomy places the organism in Eukaryota, Metazoa, Arthropoda, Malacostraca, Decapoda, Parastacidae.